Molecule: messenger RNA, 613 nt
Organism: Suillus discolor
Lineage: Eukaryota; Fungi; Basidiomycota; Agaricomycetes; Boletales; Suillaceae
Exons: 3
Coding region: 125-448 (107 amino acids)
Source: RefSeq, a predicted model, not a curated record
AUAUGCUCUCAUAAAGGCGAGUGUCCUUCUCGCUAUAAGCAGUGUUUUCGUCAGCACGGGUUCUCCUGUGUCAUACUUUGACUACACGUCACCCAUUCCCUAUUGUCUGCUCUUUAUAUCGCUCAUGCUCGCCAUGAUCGCAAUGUUGACAUCUGGCUCGAGCAUGAUGCAUUGGCUGCACGCUGACCGCUACUGGAUUCGAGAACAACUCGAGCAAGGUGGCUACUUCGUCUUGUCCUACCUGUUGUCGAUAGUCACGCCUAUAUUCUUCGUCACUUUGUCCCUGCAUUGUUUCAUGUUUGCGAUGUUGAUAGCAGGCUUUGCUUCUCAAAGCAUGAUCUGCCGCGCCGUCACGGCGCUUUGGCUAGUUGCAUACGCUGUCAACGUUGGGACAAUAUUGAUGGAAGCUAUGUGGAAGCAUGCGACAAGCCUCAAUCACGCUGGAUAAUAUCAGUGGUUUCCAGUUUGUUCCUUGUUUCACCCGCGGUUUGUAUAGCGUCAGUGGUGCUCAAGUCGUGCGCACAUGGCAGUCACACCAAUUUCGAAAUCGCCCCGUCCUUAUAAUAUGUAGAAUAUAUUUGAUAGACCUUGCAUGAGGUCAUUCGGCUACGUC